Molecule: messenger RNA, 2381 nt
Organism: Adelges cooleyi (spruce gall adelgid)
Lineage: Eukaryota; Metazoa; Arthropoda; Insecta; Hemiptera; Adelgidae
Product: slowpoke-binding protein-like
Exons: 11
Coding region: 511-2034 (507 amino acids)
Biological process (GO): protein phosphorylation
Molecular function (GO): protein kinase activity; ATP binding
Source: RefSeq, a predicted model, not a curated record
ACUUUGUUCAGUUCUGAUUAUGAUAAUCGUAUAAAAUGGAAAUAUGGUAAACUGGAGGAUUCCAUUAAAAAAAAAAAUAAUAAUGAUAACAAAAUUAAUAGCGAGUAGGUUACAACGUUACGGUUUGGUAAUAACGACUACAUAUUGUAAUACCAAUUAGGCAGUAAUACACGGUUUCACCCUAAAUAAAAAUAGCUUUAUUUAAAUGAUAACUAAUAAUGAUGUAUGUGUGUGGUCCAAAGUCGAGCAUUAAGCGUUCAUUUCACGGAGCUUGUGAAAUUAUGUGAUAUUUUUGGGUUAUUGUUCACAUAAGCACAGUUAAAAACCAUGGUUAAUUCUCACAGUACAAAGUGGUACAAACGCUCCUGUUAAUUUAUUUGUAUAAAAUAAACGUACAGUACUGUUUUGCCAGUGAUAUUUAAAAAAAAACACUAAAGUUAAGAGCAGAAGCAAGUGUGACAAGUGUUACCGUAUCUUCGCAGCCAUCCAUAGUGUCUACAAGAAGAAAAAAUGGCUUUUUCAAAAUCUAGCACAUAUAAUACGCGCACAAUUAUAUCCGUGGUAUCGUCUUCACAUCGGACCGAAAACUACAAUGUAUCGUCAUCGGAUACGCAAAUCAACAGACCCGUGUAUCGAGUGAACGGUCGUUUAAUGACACGUAAACCCGACCGUAGUGCUAGGCCGAGGCAGUCCAUAUGUCCGUUCAAGUUCCGCCUUGCUUGGUGGUUCGGCAAUGGACCCCAAGAAAAUUAUUUUGAGAUGUGCGACUACUGUACUUUGAAACACGCAAAAAAAAGAAGUAGCCGGUACCAGUAUACAGCACUGGAACCUGAUUCAAUAGGACAAGAGCGAAUGGAGCUGGAACGCAAAGCUCGACAACACGCUCAAAAUGCAUGUCAACAUUACUUAAGGUUUUGCCCUCGCUAUGUUCUUCUACAACACCUCAAUGAUAUUGGUUCUAGAGUCGACAAACAUUGGUUUGUUGUACGUGAUGGAUCAGUUAAGACGGAACGCCUGUUAACGCUUGUGCCUAAAAAUCCCAAGAGUGUUUUAGAGUGUACACCUGACACUAGACAAACAAUAUUGGACCUAUUUUUAACUUUACAACACCCGUACAUUUAUCCAGUGUUGGACGUUGAGUUUGUCCAGGGUGCCACAGACCAAGAAACUACGUUUAUUACGCUAGUGCUACCGUUCAACAGUAAAGGAAGUCUAAAAGAUCUUAUUUAUAAGAGCUGUUGGCACGAUGACUGGAACGAUAAAUAUGGACAGCGCAGCGAGGGCUUGCCAUUAUCACAAAUACAAAGACUCGGUCGACAAAUUCUAGAGGCACUUCUGUUUCUAAAGAAAAAAAAGUUUCCGCACGAUUGCAAUUUACAUUCGGGAAAUGUUAUUCUUCAAAAUGGAGUCGCCAGGAUAUCCGGUCUAGAAAACUCUCUGCUAGGUUUCACGUCCAGAAUACAGCCAAUUAUCAUGAGUGGCAACUUCGAGUUGGACGAUUUUUCGGCAAUUGAUGUUGUUUGUUUUGGUCACGUAUUAUUCGAAAUGGCAGCCGGAUACGAAUUGCUCACUCCUGAACCAAAUGUAAUCAAUUUACGAGACAUUGCUCACUACCCCCAAGUUGUUGAGAUAAUGGAAUUUAUAUUUAAAAAUUCUUCCGGUCGAGUGCCUACUAUAGAACAACUUGUAAUGAGCGAGUUUUUCAGAAACAUAGAUCUCAGAGAGAUGAGAGCAACGUCAUGGCCGUUACUUCAAGCCAAGAUGACUGCUUCGUCGUCUCAACUGUUAGAAACUGUGAGAAACAGAAAUAGCAGCAAAAGUGAACUAAUCCCUGAAGACCAGGACGUAUCGGAAAUAAGUAGUACGGACAACUUACAAAUUAGAAAACUCUCAAUGAGAAGCAAGAGCUGUGAUGAUGAAAAAUGUUCUCAUGCGACAGAAAGGAAAUCAAAUUUUGUAAGCGACAAAGAAGAACACCGCGGUUUAUCACUUUAUCAUCGUCAGCAGUCAUUAGAUUUCCAAUUCAUGGGAUAAGCAAUAAAUUAACAUGUUUAACCCCACCACACUUUAGACUGAAAUGCUUCUUUGCGACAUCAUGCAAUAUUUAACUAUUAUAACUGUACCAAUAUCAAUAAAUCACAUCUGAAGCUUACCAAUCAUCGUCGGAAUCAAAUUCUGCACUUGGAUCUUUGGACCACGAUCCAUCAUUAUUUUUUAUCCAACCAAUUCUGUAAAAAAGAAAAAAAGAAGUAAAACUCAGACUGUAGCAAUAAUAAACGUAACAUAAUUAAAGCAAUUUAAAAAUGUCUUAUUUCAAUGUUAUUAUAUUAUUAUUAUUAUAUUAUAUCUUAUAUUUUAUAAGUUCCCUCAUUAUAAAUAUA